Messenger RNA from Rangifer tarandus platyrhynchus (Svalbard reindeer), 222 nucleotides. NCBI's taxonomy places the organism in Eukaryota, Metazoa, Chordata, Mammalia, Artiodactyla, Cervidae. The record is from the annotation of a GenBank genome assembly.
AUGAGGGAGGGCAGCUGCAGCAAGGGCAAGGAGAGGCUGUGGACCAGCUCGGUGACCUUGGGUAAGUACGGAGGCUUCUGCCCUCCUGAUCCCGAUGCAGGGGCCAGGAUGGGAGGGCACAUCCUUUGGGCUCUGCCCAAAGCCCGCCAGGGGCACACAGGGGCCUCCGACCAGGAGCCUGGACCAGAUCCUACCCCCUAUGUGGUCCCCAAGCGGGCAUAG